Messenger RNA from Psylliodes chrysocephalus, 3165 nucleotides. Lineage: Eukaryota; Metazoa; Arthropoda; Insecta; Coleoptera; Chrysomelidae. The record is from the annotation of a GenBank genome assembly.
AAUAAACAAAACAUUUAAAAAAUCAAAAUAGUAUAGAAAUAAUUCAAUUUCUCUGUUUACAAAAGUUUGUAAUAUAAUAAUUAAGAAAAUUUUAAAUUUUUUAAUAAUAAGACAAAUGUAAUGGAAGUGAAACCUUCAAUUUCAUCACCUGAAUACACUGUUGAAAUUAAAAAAGAGUAUAAACUAAAUUUACCUCUAAUUCAAGUUAAAACAGAGUUUUUUAACGAAUUUGAAAAUCAUCAGAUUCUGUCAGUAAUUAAAGAAGAACAUAGUGAAAUCAACAAUCAAAAGGUUGAAACCAGUGAUCUAAACGUAGUCGAUGUAAAAAAAGAUUUAUUUAAGACUAGUACCGAUUUAAAUAUUGUAAAACAGGAAUUUAUAGAUUGUGAUGUGCCAGAAUAUUGUGAUAUACCAACUUUAAAGAGCGAAUUCGAUCAGCCUUUUAGUGAUGAGGAAUCUCCAGAAUUAUUACAGCAAGUUAAGGAAGAAAAUUCAAAGAAUGUUAUAAAGAAGUACUCUGGUCUAAUUUGCCAAAAUAAUUUUGCCUUCUAUGGGGUAAAAAAGAAGCAUUUAAAAUCACAUGAUGCAUACACAUGUGAGGUGUGUUCUAAAGAAUUUGAUAAUGAGUCAAAUUUAUCCCAUCAUUUAAAAAUUCAUAAUGGAGAAAAGCAAUUGAAGUGCGACAUUUGUUCUAAGGGUUUUAAGAAAACUGCAUAUUUAAAAGAUCACAUGAAAAUUCACAGUUAUAAGAAACAAUUUCAGUGUGAUAUUUGUUUAAAACAAUUUGUCCAAAAAACAAAAUUAGACAUUCAUUUAAGAACUCACUUCGGUGAAAAACCGUAUCAAUGCGAAUUUUGUUCAAAAAAUUUUAGCCAAAAAGCCAGUUUAAAUCGCCAUGUUAAAAGUCACACUGGUGACAAUCCGUUCAAGUGCGAAAUUUGUUCUGCCACUUUUUGCAAUUAUUCAAGACUCACUUAUCAUAUGAGAAUACACGCUGAUGAAAAACCAUUUAAAUGCGAUAUUUGUCCCAAACAAUUUACAGAGAACUCUAGUUUAGUAAGACAUUUAAGAAUUCACUCUGGAGAAAGACCAUAUGAGUGUGUAAUUUGUUGUAAAAAAUUUAAUCAGAAAAGUAACUUAGAUUAUCAUUUAAAAGUGCAUACUGGUGAUCUACCAUUUAAAUGUGACAUUUGUUUUAAAGCUUUUCCACAGUAUUCAAGAUUAAAAUGCCACAUGAGAAUUCAUGACAUUGAAAAUCCAUAUAAAUGUGAUAUUUGUUUUAAGCAAUUUACGCAAAACUCACAACUUAAAAAACAUUUAAAAAUUCAUUCAUAAUUCAUAUGUAUAUAAAUAUAACCUCUCAAUUGUUUGUAAUGUCAUGUAGGUAUUAGUCAAAUCGAUUUUCCUAUUAAAACUAUUUUAUUUAAUUUUUAUCGUUUCAUUCUAUAUAUUCUCUGUCUCUAGAGAAAAACUUUUGUACAAGGACCUAUUAAUUUUUUGUCUGUAUUCAAAUUCAUGUUCUAAAUCAGUAACUCUGGUAACACUGUCAAAGUAAUCAUGAAAAUCGUAUGAGAUAAAAUUAAACUCUGCAAAGGAAACAUGCAAAAUUUUUUUAUUUAAAAAAUGCAAAGCAUUUUUGGCAUUAUGCCAUCUUCAGUGCUUAUCUACAAUAGAUAUAAAUAAAGACUUAAAGAUUACAACUUUUUUAGAUUUCAUAAAAAUUACAUUUAAAAGAAAAAUUUAAAAAAAUCCAAAAUUGGAAACACUCAUAAAGGAAACAACCCUUUGGAUUCCUAGGGAACCUCAUAAAGCUUAUGCUUGGAAAGAAGGGACGCUAUGCUUCCCAAAUCAGUGCCAACAAAUAAUUGAACUGUGUUUACAGUUUCUAAUUAACGGCCACAGUCUCUGAUACAAAAAAAAAUACAAGAGUCCAAAAAGUGCCUAAACAAAACAAAUUAAUUGGUAUUUUAGAAUGUACCAGUGGCGCACCACAAAAAAGGUUUAUGAAUAGAAAAGGGGACAAAACCCCUGAAAAAAAUCAAUCUGUACAUUUUCACAACUAUUCGGCAUGCUCAAGGAUGUAAGCCUUACAACACAACCUAGAUUUCAAAUUUGAACUAAAUAUAUCAAAAACUGCAGGAGCUAUAAACAAAAACACCUUAUAGAUCAGUAUUGAAGUGUGUGGGACCUAUGUUUAUAUGUUAUUUUAGUCAUGAAAUAGUAAUAAUAAUAUUUAUUCAGCUUUGUGACAUACAUAUUUACAAUAUUUUAAAAAGGCUAAAAAAUGUAUAAACAUCCUAUUAGCCUUGUCAACACAUACAAUUUUAAAAAGUAGAGACAAUCUACAAUUGAGUUUAAAAUAAAGUAUAAAUUAAAAAUAGUAUACAAUAGAGCAAAGACAUUAAUAAUUAUAAUAAGGAGAUACCAUUACAGACCACCGAGUUUCAUUCAUAAAUUCUGCAUAGGAAUAAUAUGUUUUGGACAAAAGAUAUGCAUAAAGCUUAUUUUUGAAUACAUUAAAGAUUUUUUAAUUACCAUUGACUUGAGUAUAUCUAUUAAAACAUGCAACACCUCUGUAGAUUUCGGAAUUCUGUCCAACUGAGAGUCUAGAGAAAGACUGCUGUAGACAUUUGUAAUUGCGUGUGUUAUAAUUGUGUGAGUGUCUAUAAUCUGAUAAUGGGGAUUCCUAUUUUUAAUCUAUUGCAUAGCUUUUAUCGCGGGCUUUGAGCGCGGCGACUGAAUCAAGAAAUUCCGUAGCGUAACGAAAAAAACCUAACACCCCCCACUCCGACCGGCACAGCGGUGCGGCGUUAAACAAUAAACUUCUCAUUUAUUCAAUAAAAGAAAAUCGAAAAAGAAAUUCCGUAACGAAAAUAAACCUCACACCCCCACUCCGACCGGCACAACGGUGCGGCGUUGAAAGCCGUGCAUUGUCUAACGUCGUUUCAGUUCGGCAGACUUUGGUACGGUGUUUGUGUGCGUGCGACUAGACAUAUGCGUGUAGACUAGCUGCUAACUGCUCAUAACUGAUUCUAUUUCUUUUAGACACAAUUUCGGAAAAAUUGAAUUUGAAAAUGAAUAAUAAUCCACAAGAAUCCACAACAAAAUAUGGGACCACCAUUGACGCGGUAUUUUCCAGAUAUUUAGAGGAUAUCAAGAGUAAUC